Messenger RNA from Pyricularia grisea, 1474 nucleotides. RefSeq lists its product as uncharacterized. Gene Ontology annotation, cellular component: fungal-type vacuole membrane; plasma membrane. NCBI's taxonomy places the organism in Eukaryota, Fungi, Ascomycota, Sordariomycetes, Magnaporthales, Pyriculariaceae. The record is from RefSeq and is a predicted model, not a curated record. Gene Ontology annotation, molecular function: transmembrane transporter activity. The coding region runs from base 20 to 1474 and encodes 484 amino acids. The transcript has 4 exons. Gene Ontology annotation, biological process: transmembrane transport.
UUAUAACAGUGCUAUCCCCAUGGAAGAUCUUGAGGUCGGUGAUGGCUGGCGAAAAAGGGCACAACGAGCUGUAGGACGCCUCGGCAUAGAGCAGCGCGGAAUUGAACGCGUACCAGAGGAUGAGAGAACUGAUGUGUCGAUGACGAACAUUGGGAGCUUGUGGCUCUCUGCAAACAUGACCGUAUCAACAUUUGCUGUUGGCAUGCUCGCUAGACCUGUCUUCAAACUUGGCUUUUUUGAUGCUGCCUUGACGAUAAUAUUUAUCAAUAUGCUUGGCACCGUACCCGUUGCUUUCUUUGCAACAUUUGGCCCGCGGUUUGGCCUUAGGCAGAUGAUUCUCUCUAGAUUCUGGUUUGGAUACAAUGGCGUCAAGUUUAUCACUGUGUUAAACAUAAUGGCAGGACUCGGCUGGUCUUCAGUCAACUGCAUUGUAGGCGCCCAGCUCUUGCAUACCGUCAACAAAUCGAUGCCUGGCUACGCCGGCGUACUUGUGAUAUCGCUGUCGACACUAGUCAUCACAACCUUUGGAUACAAAAUCGUCCAUUUAUACGAAAAGUACGCCUGGAUACCAGUAUUUGUCAUAUUUGUGAUUGUUGCCGGCGUCUUCAGCCAGACCGGUGAUUUCAACAGCCUCCUUCCCCUGGCUUCGGGGCCUAAAGAGGCCGGUGCCGUCUUAAGCUUCAGUGCCUCUGUAUUUGGCUUUGCCACAGGCUGGGCGGGUCUCAGUGCUGACUAUACAGUCUACCAGCCAGUCACUCGUCCACGGGCAACCGUCUUCGUGGUAACAUUUGCGGGUCUUUUCCUCCCGCUCUGCUUCAACGAACUCCUCGGCGCAGCUGUAAUGACAGCUUCGGCGAUGAACAUGGACUACGUCAAAGCCUAUUCCGAUUCUCAAGUUGGCGGCGUGCUUGGUCAGGUUUUAAUCCCACCCCUGGGUCACUUUGGAUCCUUUUGUCUUGUUGUUCUCGCCCUAUCAAUUAUUGCCAAUAACUGCCCAAACAUAUACUCUGUCUCACUUUCGAUGCAGGUCCUAGCCUCAUCGACGCAGCGCGUGCCUCGCUUUAUCUGGACGAUGGUAGCCACAGCUGUUUACAUUGCUAUAUCGAUCCCGGGCUAUGUCAACUUCGAGGCAUGGCUCAGCAACUUCAUGGUAAUAAUCGGCUACUGGCUCGCAGCAUAUGAGGCGAUCGCCCUCGUCGAGCACUUCACAUUCAGGCGCGGUUACACUGGAUACGACCCAGAUCAGUACACCGACCCGGACCGACUGCCGCCAGGCUACGCCGCACUCACUGCUUUUGCCUGCGGCGCCUCUGGCGCCAUCCUCGGCAUGAAGCAGCUCUGGUACACAGGACCCAUCGGCAGACUCGCCGGUGGCGACGGUGGUGCUGAUCUGGGCUUCGAGCUGGCGUUCACGUUUGCGGCCGUUGCGUACCUGGCGUUGAGGGCGUGGGAAAAGAGGCGCUUUGGAAGAUGA